AAACAAAAAUACCAUAAAAUAAUGACUUAUAAAUGCACAAGUAAACAGACUUCUGAAAAAGAGCGUUUUCGCUACCCAAACUGAAACCCAAACCCAAACCCAAACCCAAACCCAAACUCAAUACUCAAACUCAAACCCAAACCCAAACUCAAUACCCAAACCCAAACCCAAACUCAAACUCAAUACUCAAACUCAAACCCAAACCCAAACUCAAUAUCCAAACUCAAACCCAAACUCAAACUCAAUACACAAACCCAAACUCAAACUCAAACUCAAUACCCAAACCCAAACUCCAAACCCAAACUCAAUACCCAAACUCACCAAACCCAAACGGUUUGGGUUUGGUGCAUGCCUACAUAUAUCCACGAUAA
Adineta ricciae is the source of this 371-nucleotide messenger RNA. The record is from the annotation of a GenBank genome assembly. Lineage: Eukaryota; Metazoa; Rotifera; Eurotatoria; Adinetida; Adinetidae.